AUGACGUUAGUAAAGUAUUUGAUUUCCAUAUUCAUACUACCUGCGAUCAUCGCAUUAGGACGAAUCAAUCUUUAUUUGUCAGACGAAAUUCACGGGAAUUCUGAUGACGUUGUUCAGCAAAAUAAUUGCCUUUAUUUUGAUUUAAGUGAAGAUGAACGAACUCGUGAAAUUAUUCCUUAUUGUAUAAGUGAAUCACCAUCGAUGUGGGCUAUUGAGUCAACGAAUUUUGGUGGACGAUUUACUUAUGGCGACCUUAAUCGACAAAAUGUUACCAGUGAACAAUUAUAUCAAUGGUCAACACCGAUUGAUAUUUGUGAACGUUAUGAAUAUUAUUUAACUCUGUUUCUAUUGGGAUAUGAUACAUCAAAAAUCGAAGGAGAAAUAUUUUACAACUGCACAUUUCCAAUAUUCGGUCCACAAUGUCAAUAUCAAUUAGAUUUCAAUGGCUGGAACAUGACAUUAAAUGAUAUGAUCCGUAGUUACUAUAGUCAACAACGUUAUGGAGAAGAACCAUUGACUUGUUAUACACACUUGCAAUGUAAUCGUGGUUCGAUCCUUGUUUGUCUUGAUUGGACGGAAAUAUGUGAUGAGAAGAUCGAUUGUAUGGAUGAAAUUGAUGAGAAAGAUUGUUGGCCACUGAUGUAUGAUCAAUGUGAUAAUGGUCAAUGUGUUCCGCAUUUCGAAGAUCUUGAUCGAUCUGAUGAAUUGGGAAAUGAAUAUAAUGCACCAACCAUAUUAAAUGAAGAUACCGUCUGUUCAUGGCGUGAACGUAGUGGAAAGCAAUUUCGUUUUCCUCAUAAAAGUUCAUGUCGAGCUCAACGUCAGAAAACAAUCGAACAAGCCAUGUUUGCCGACAAAUUAGAGUCAAGCCUAGGUGACAAAUGCUUUUUGGCAUUUCAAUGUUAUUCAAACAUUCCCACCGAUAACGAUCUACGAUGUGCGAAUUUUUGUCAAAAUGAAACAUGUACCAGAAUUAUUAAGAAUAUGUGUCCAGCUAUCGUGUAUUAUCCAUCGGUUCCGAUUGCCUUUGGUCAUAUUUACUUUGCUUAUACCAUCGAAUAUAUCAUGCAUAGGAAAGGUCGAGAACAACUUUUUCCUGAAUAUAUAUGCUACAAUGACCAGCUUUGUGGCGGAUUUUCUUUAAAUGCAACGGUAAUACGGUUGCGAAAUAGUACAUGUCGUCAUCCGGAAGAUUUUCCACUAUCGGUUUCCUACAAUGGUAUGGAUUGGCUUUCUACAUAUAUCCAACUAAUAUGCACACAGCUUGGUCAUUGUAGUCAGUCACGAAUGCAUCAUAAUUUCAUAUGUGAUAGUUCCAAUAUGUAUCAAUGUAAGAACUCUUCGAAAUGUAUUCCGAUUUCAUAUGUCGGUGAUGGUAUUCGAGAUUGUGAUUAUUACGAUGAUGAAGACCAAAGUACGAUCGAUCAGCAAUGUGCGACAGGUCAAACCAAAAGAUUCUUCUACUGUCGAACAAACAAGAAAUGUAUCCACCGAAGUCAAGUGAAAAAUGGCAUCUGCGAUUGUCCAAUGGAUGAGUAUGGCAUGUGUGAUGAUGAAAAACGAGACUUUCAUCAGCUUCAUCAAGCAAUCAUUUUUGCAGAGAUUUGUGAUCGAUCUUUUGAUCUCCGACCGAUGAUGAUCAAUGGACAAUCUCAUACAGAUCAAACCAAUUGUGAACAUUGGCCAUGUAGUAAUACUUAUACGAGAUGCGAUGGUUUUUGGACUUGUCCUGAUGGAGCAGAUGAAGUCGACUGUCAUCGAAAACGCACUCGUUAUUGUCCACACUAUCAUCACAGAUGUAUUUCGGCAAGUACAUAUCAGUGGAUAUGUCUGCCUAUUGACAAAGCCAAUGAUGGCCGUAUAGAUUGCUUAGGCGGUGUCGAUUAA
This is a messenger RNA of Adineta ricciae, 1887 nucleotides long. The record is from the annotation of a GenBank genome assembly. NCBI's taxonomy places the organism in Eukaryota, Metazoa, Rotifera, Eurotatoria, Adinetida, Adinetidae.